Messenger RNA from Xiphophorus hellerii (green swordtail), 4707 nucleotides. RefSeq names its product myosin light chain kinase family, member 4a (gene mylk4a). The record is from RefSeq and is a predicted model, not a curated record. Gene Ontology annotation, biological process: protein phosphorylation. Bases 288 to 2534 code for a protein of 748 amino acids. The transcript is spliced from 14 exons. Lineage: Eukaryota; Metazoa; Chordata; Actinopteri; Cyprinodontiformes; Poeciliidae. Gene Ontology annotation, molecular function: ATP binding; protein kinase activity.
UUCUUAAUACCAUAUCAUGAGGAGAAGACCAGAGGGUUGACUUCAUAAUAGUUCUGAUUGCUUAAAUUAUCUUGUAGUUUCAAAGAUUUAAAAUCUCUUGUGUUUGAGUGUUUCCCUGCUGAGUUGUACCUGGAAUAUUUUCUGGAUUCCUUUUCUAGCUUUCUCUUCUUUUCUGUAGAACUGGCAGCGAUUUUAGUGAAAGUAUUUUUGUUUGUUUCACGGAUUUUACCUAAACAGUUUUUGUAUCAAGUUGGUGUCUUGAGGUAACUUUUGUAUCACAGGAAACUAUGAGUUCCUUAGUCAUAAAUGCAAUGGGAGACUCCAGUAAUGCAGGAUUUGAUAUAAUCCAAAACCACAUUGAAUCCCUGAGUGGCAAGAUGGACAAACUCAUCAACAUUCAAGAAAAGGUCCUCAGUCGACUGGAUGGGAUGUCACAAGAAAUUGAUGAUAUUGAGCAGGAUAUGGAGCAAAUCAAGGUGGACAAGGAGGAGAUCCAUCUCUCCCCAAGGGUGGUGAACCAGACCCAGGUGAUGGGGCGGGAGGUGCGGCAGAUCUGCCAGGAGAUGAGCACCAUUAUGUCUGUAGUCAACCAGCGGUCUGAGCAGCAGGCCCAAAAGCUAGAAGGAAUGGAGAAGCUGGUCCUUAGCAUGCAACAGGUCAUCAGCUUCAUUGGUGAGACGGUGAAGUGUUCAAAGGUGAUGGAGAUGAUGUUCAAAGGUCCAGCAACUCGGAAAACCUCCAGGAACAAAGACAGUAAAGGGAAGCAAGCAACCAAAAGGAAAGCAUCCACAGAGACGGUUACAAAGAAGCCUGACAAGGGGAAAGAUUACAAGAGCAAAGAUGGGGCAGAAAAACCAUGUUUGGGCCAGAAGAGCCUCAAAGCUCAAAAGAAGAUGAAGCCGCCAGAUGCAGCAGGUAAUAUUUCACCAAAGAAGCAGGCUUUGCUUCUUGAAGAAGUGCAGAAAUUAAACAAAGAGAACACAGAAAAAAUGGGUCAGUUGUUUCUGCAGCUGGAUCUGGAGUCUGGGGUGACCCCUAAAGACGAGCAACCACAGGCCCCCGCUUGCAACCUGGUGGACUAUGUGCAUGAAGAUUCCCAAGCUACUGUGGCUGAGGAACGUGAGGCUAAAGGUGUUACUGAGGAGCAAAUAGAGGAAGAGGAAACUAAGGAAAAAGCAGUGCCAGUGGAUGAUGUAGUGCAAAAGAAAGCAGAAGAAGAAAAGCCUGAAGUUCCCAAGGAACAACAGAAAGAAAAUAUUUCUGCUUCUGAAGAGCAAAUAGAAGUCUCCGAGAUGCCCUCUUCCGAUGUAGAUAAAAAAGAAGAGAUUGCUACCAGCGAUGACCUCAAAGAAGCAACACCAUGCACAGAGACUGAGCAGGACCAGAUCACUGAGACAGAACAAGACAAGAAGGAGGAAAGAGAAGAAACGCAGAAAGAGGAUAAUGAUGAGAGCUCUGAGCAUGAAGACUGGGCUAGCUUCACGGCAGAUGGGAUUCAAAUCCAGUUCAACCUUAAAGAAAAGUUGGAGAAGGGGAAACUGGAGAAUGCUGAUGAAAAAACGACAGAUGACGAUCAAAGUGAGCGGUUCUUCAUCGAUACCACUCCUCCUCCUGCAGCUCCUUUUAAUCAUCGCAUUGUGUCUGCUAAGCCAAACCAGAUCAGAAACUUUUACACAAUCAACUGGCAAGAGGUCCUAGGCGGGGGCCGGUUCGGUCAGGUGCACAAAUGUGUAGAAAACUCCUCAGGUCUCACUUUGGCAGCAAAAGUCAUUAAAGCUCGAAGCCAGAAAGAAAAGGACGUGGUGAAGAAUGAGAUCCAGGUCAUGAAUAAUCUGGACCAUGCCAACCUGAUCCAGCUCUAUGCAGCUUAUGAGUCAAGGAAUGACAUCAUCCUUGUACUUGAAUAUGUUGGUGGAGGAGAACUCUUUGACAGGAUUAUUGAUGAAAACUACACUUUGAUGGAGUUGGAUGCUGUGGUGUUCAUCCGACAGAUCUGCGAGGGCCUUCAGCAUAUGCACAAAAUGUCGAUACUGCAUCUAGAUUUAAAGCCAGAAAACAUUUUGUGUGUGAGCAGAGUGACCAACAAGAUUAAGAUAAUUGAUUUUGGCCUCGCUAGGAUAUAUAAACCACGGGAGAAAUUAAAGGUGAAUUUUGGAACUCCAGAGUUUCUAGCUCCUGAGGUCGUCAACUACGAUUUUGUGUCGUUCAACACAGACAUGUGGAGCCUUGGUGUCAUAACUUACAUGCUCCUGAGCGGUUUGUGUCCCUUCCUUGGCGAUGAUGACAAUCAGACUUUAAACAACAUCUUGGCUGGUCGGUGGAACUUUGAGGAACAGGAGUUUGCAGAUACUUCAGUGGAAGCAAAAGACUUUAUCACUAGGCUCCUUGUUAUAAAUAAAACCUGGAGGAUGGGAGCCUGUGAGGCAUUAAGGCAUCCAUGGCUAUCCGACUCUGUUCUACAUCAUCGUCUUUUUACAAAGAAAAAUAUGUGCAGAUCACGCAGAUCAUCAUGCGUACCCCUGAUUGAUAUAUAAGAUCUGGACAAGAACGAGAUGGCUCCUGAUGUGGCAACUUGGACCAACCCUUUUUGUCAGUGAAAUCUUCUAGACUUCUCCAAAUCCAACUGAAGCACCUGAGAUGUGGAUUGAUUUUCAGGUUACGUGUGAUCCCGUAUGUUCUAAGAAUGUGAAAUGUACUCUCACCUGGUUUAGUUUCUUCACAUUACUAAUUUGUAAAGCCACGCAUUAUCCUUUCUUGUUUAUUCAAAUAGAUAUUUGUGGAAACACUCCCGUCAUGCAGCUUUUGUAAAGUCCAUAACGUUUAUUCAUUUCUAAAAUGUUGUCAGGGAUCUGCCAUAGGGAUGUACUUUAUGAAUUUUACUAGUUUCUGUCCUUAUUUUAGUAUCUAAAAAAUGGUGCUAUAAGUAUCUGAUGAACCAUUAUGUAUUAUAUACUUGAGGCUGAUUUGCGUGCCAUCUUUGCUUUCAUUAGAAGUGCAUGACUGGCUUGAGGCUUCACUUUCAAAUACUACUUACUUUGGUUUAUAUCUAGCUAAAAUGUGGCAAAAAUGUUUUGUGUGGCUUUCUUUUUUUUGCAAAAGACUUAGACAUGCUAAGAAAAGGUCUAUUGCUGUUACUGCAUAACAGUGCACAUCUAUUUUUAACUCCUUUGUCAACAUAGCAACCCUAAAAGUAUGUCUGAGAAAAGCACAUCUUUUGUUGCUAUAGCAUAAUUUCACAUGACAAAUAUUAGGAAAAUCUGACCUGUAAUCAAAGUACAUCUUGUGGAUGUAACCAAAUUGUUACUGUACAACUUACACUUGAGUAUAUUGAUAUUUAUACACUGAUAUAUUUUUUUAGGUUGAUCACAGCAUAGAAGAGACUUUAAAUAGUAAUCCAAAACAUCAUGUUUCCUGUGGUUUGGAUGUAAUGUGACAAAGUGAGGGAUCUCUCUUGUUGCUACUCAUCAAAAUUCGAAAGAACAUACCAUUGAAGUAAGGCAGAUGUAUGUUGGUCAUAUUAAACCUUUUAGAACAAUCUAGCCUUUUCUAUGAAUAUAGUUGUUCAAUGGGAAAAAAUACAUAAAAAAGGACUUAAGCACAACCACUAAUGCAAUAUUCAUUAAUAUUUUCAACAAUUCAAAGAAAUAAAAGGUAACUAAAGUAUUUCUCAAAAUUUUAUCCUGCCCUUUUCCAAUCAAGUGAUGAAGGACUUGAUGGACAUUUUAAAUAAGGAAUCCCUGACUUCAUCUUUCCCAAACGAUAUAUGCAACAAGGAGGUGCUUUUUUUCUGAGCCACUAUUCAAAAUAGACAAGACAAGUGAGCAUUCCAUUUACGUAAAGCCAAUGUGUGUCGAUCUUCAUAAAUCAGGACACGACAAAAGAAAAGCUCAAAUAGUUUACUGUGAGACUACGAUAUAGCAUUAAAAGAUAGUUUUUACUUUGAGGCUUUCUUUUUACAAACCUUAAAUGUGUAGUGUGCUGUGUAUAAAAGUAAUAACUGUAAACUUACCUAAAUCAUAAAUAUUCCUUUUAGUCUGUAGAUAUGAUUUUAGAAUAAAAGAAUGUGGCCCUUAAAUUAAAAAUGUACUGAUUGUGGUGAUAUUUGUAUGUCUGCUGUCAGAAUAUGUAGUACCUGCACUUUAUAAUAUUAUUUAUUUAAACGAUAAUUCACCAAUCUUGUUUGGUGGACAGAUUGUAUGGUCAAGUCUCUUCAUGUCUUCCAUGUCUGAUUUCUGAACAAACAUGUAACUUUAGAAAACGUACUUCAGCAAACACAGUUUAUGUCUUACCACCUUAAUUUACUAGUUUAGUUUUUAUUGCAUGACUAGCUUUGUGUUUUGCCCACUUUUAAAGUCUAAAUGUGACUCACACAGUCAAUUAUUUUUUUUUUUACUUUUAUUUUUUAACAGUACUAUCUGGCUAGCCUGCCUCUGGAGUCUUUUUGGUUGCACCAAUGCUUUUGUAGAUUUAUGUAUGAAAACCCCCCAAAACAUUCGAAAUGCCUUCUGUGAAGGCUCACAAACUAAAAAUAAUCCACUACUCAUUCAUAGAACAUUUAUGUAGUUUUAGUUUACCUUGAUGAAUGUUUUAAUUAUUGUCAGAGCGCUAUUUGCUUGUAAAUUAAAGGUGUCGUCACUGAGUGUUAACAAAGUCAGCAUGUAAUUGUAAGUGUGCACAAUCCCAUUAAACAAACCAUUUUAAACAGUU